AUGGCGGCUACGGUGAAGACAGCGUGGGCGAAGCCAGGCGCGUGGGCUCUGGAAGCGGAGGAGAACGAGUCGGAGCUCCUCCAGCAGCAGGAGGAAAUGGUGGCGGCGCCAAACGGCCACUCUGAGACGGCGGAUUUCCCGUCCCUGGCUCUGGCGAAGACUAAGAAGAAAAAGAAGCAGCCGGCGGCCUUCCAGGCGAAGGGGUUGACGACGGACGAGCUGAUGGCUCUCCCGACGAGUCCGCGAGAGCGGACGACGGAAGAGCUCGAUCGGAACAAGCUAGGAGGGGGAUUCAGAUCCUACGGCGGCGGGAUGAGGGAUGAGCAGUCGCGGCGCCAGGGGAGUUUCAAUCGGGAGUCAAAUCGCGAAUUGGCGCCGUCUAGGGCUGAUGAGACUGAUAAUUGGACGGCGGGUAAGAGGUCUUCUGCUGGUAGUGGGUUUGAGAGGAGAGAGAGGGGGGUCAGAGUGUAA
Molecule: messenger RNA, 471 nt
Organism: Salvia splendens (bonfire salvia)
Lineage: Eukaryota; Viridiplantae; Streptophyta; Magnoliopsida; Lamiales; Lamiaceae
Product: eukaryotic translation initiation factor 4B3
Exons: 2
Coding region: 1-471 (156 amino acids)
Molecular function (GO): mRNA binding; translation initiation factor activity
Source: RefSeq, a predicted model, not a curated record